GUAAAUAAGGUUGGCAGUCGCACAGGAAAAACGUCUUUGUUGUAUGUGUUGUCUUUUGAAAUGUUACGGUACAAAACAACUUAUUUCAUGAUUAUGUCCUUUUCUCGUUUCUGAAACUAUCAGCUCUUCCGCAGAUCAAACGUUGAUUUAGCGUGUUUCCCUUUCCUUGAAGCUUCCGACUUGUAUUUCAUUACAUCACCUGUAAUUUUUUUUUUUGCGUGUGUAUGUGUGUAUGUUCCCGUUGCACUGGUUUUGAAAGAGAAAACAUAAAACACAUUGUUUUUAAAUAAAAGCUAGCAAAGCUGUGCGCUCGGUGUUUAUGCGAUGUAACACCUUGGCUCGACACAUGAUCCGGUGAACUGAACUGAGUCAACAUCUUUCAUAGUCUUAAAAUAUUCAUCGAUGGAAAUCUUAGCUUUCAACUCUCGGCGGCAUCUCCUGAAGGCUGCGACAUAGAAAGGAAGUAUACAAAACAUGUAAAGGCUGUUUCGAUUCUUCCUUCAGUCUGUUGAAUGCGGCUGACGAAUACAACCCGCCAGCCAAUAUCACAAUACUGAGGAGCGGUCUGUUUCCGUUUGUCCACAACAGGUAAUGUGAUUUUAACCAGCACUGGCGACUCGCAAACAGGCAACGGAUUGGUUGAACCGCCUGAAAACUGACAAGCACUCUGCAGAUGUUGAGGUGCCUUACAAUGGUCUUUUGUUUAUGGUGCCAAACUAGAGGACAUUUGAAAUGCAAAACUCUGGCGGCAGCCUAUGAGGUCGAAGGAAGAUAAUACCUGGUGUUUGAUACCCUUCCGCGGUGGUGAGUUUGAUUGACAGCCGUGGCUACCGCCCUUCAGGGAUGACGGUGGCAGCAGUAGCAUAAUCAUUUUCGUCAGCUUCAAGUGUUCAAGCGAAGGUGGCCACACGUAGACAGCCAACUGCUUCUACAAAAGUCCUUUAUUUCGGAUUUUGGCUCUCACAGUUUAAGGAGCUUUCAAGAGGUGCUGCAGUUUUGUGUUGCAAAUGAUGGCUUCUAUGGCAGCAACAUAUCCAGAUUUUCCGAAACUAAACCAAGAACCCACGUUAAGGAAAUGUACUCCUUUUUGUGACAAGAACAAGGACUGCCCAGACCAUCACGAACUGUUAGUGGCUAUUGUAAAUUGUACUGAUAUGCUGGGUUCCUUAUCAAAUCUUGACAACUUAAAAGAGUGUGUGGAGAAAUAUACCAAAGGUGGCUGGGGCAAAGAUGAUGAUGUACCAGAUGCUGUCAUGGAGAACAGGUGUCCACUCAUUCACUGGGCAGCAUCCUUGGGGAAGUGUAAUGCUUUAGAGUGGAUGCUUGCAAGUGGAUUCUCCCCUGUGGCAAAAUCCUCAGGAAAUGGUGAAACUGCCUUGCAUAGAGCCAUCCAGUUGCUGUACAAAUCAAGACCCAAAUUUACUGUUAAAGAACUGAACCCUAAAUUUUCUAAAAUGGUUGGCCUUUUAAAAGAAGCACUGCUGAUAAAAGAUGAGACACGUGAAAACACGCCUUUCCAUACUGCAGCGAGCAUGCUUGUUAAUGGAGAUCACAAGCCCAACUUCUUUCUGUCCUGUGUUGAGGUGAUAAUAAACAAAGGCAAAAAAAUGGGUGAUUACUCAGACAUUAUUUUGAAUGCUGUCAACAACGAAGGAGAGACUGUUCUGCAUAUCUUAGCUCGUGGUGAAAAACACAAAGUUGAGUAUUGCACUCUGGCUAUCAGAUCACUCAUUGUGGCUGGGGCAGACAGAAGUAUCAGAAACAAUGAUGGUCAAACAGCUUUAGAUAUUGCACUUGCUAUUGGAACAGAACCUAUUGUUGAGGAACUCAUCAGGGUGGUUGAGACAGAUGAGUCGGUACUUGACAACUUAUCUGUGGCAGAAAGCACUGGAGAGCUAGCUACUUAUUCUGGCCUUGUCACACCAUCACCUCCAACCAGUCUUAAUGGACACUCCCCUGCUAGUGCUUCAAUCAUUGACAAUGAUGAUGACGAUUCUCUUGGCUACCCUCGUAUUACUCAUGUCCAAUCAGUGAAUAUAAAGGUGGAGCCUUUAGAUGACAAUGAAGAUGCUGAACAGCAAAUACAACAGCUACAAGAAGAGCAAGCUUCAUCCAGUGCAUCAUGCUCAGAAUUUUUGGGCAACUCACCACUGCUGAAGCACCUUGGAGAAGCUGGAUUGCUGCAUGAUGUUUCUGCAUUACUUGCUAGGGCUCGCAGUAGAGAUGAAGGGAACCUGCGAAAAAUACAGACUCAAGCCAAAGAAAUUGAUGCUCAGGUCAAUACCAAACUGAAAGAAAUUGAAAGGAUGAAAUUGGAGGUUUCUUCCCUCAAACUUAAAAGGAAACGAUGUGAUGCUGAAGUUGAAAAACUGCACAAGAGACUUAUGUCAUGUGAUAGUGCACUCAAGGAGAUCCCUGGUGCACCCACAAGCAUUUAAUUGUCAUGUUAAUUCUGCCACAUCAUGAUGAGAGCAUGUCAUAGGCUUGUAGCUAACUGUAUUAAAUAGGUCGCAUUAAGACUGAAAAUGUCUGUAAUAUUUUGUGUAAAUACAAGAAAAAUUUUCUAAGGACUGGAGGGAGAGACUUCCUUUAAAUGGGGAUACUUUAUUGUUGGGUUCUUUUUAAAGUGCUGAUGCAAGUACAUGAUUGAAUGCGAGAGCAAUGCAAUCAUUUUAAGUUAUAAAUUAAUUUAUUUGAAAGAGCUUCUUAAAACACCCAGUAAAAUGUGUAGAGUAACAGAUUAUCCAUCACAUCCUACAGGGUUGUUAAUAAAAUUUUGAAUUACUGGACCGUGAAACAAAGUAAGGGGCACUAAACAGUUUUAUUUCCAUUGAUGUCCUGCUACCUUGCUGAAGAUUGAGUUACAACCAUUCACAAUGAUGGGUGGGUUUCUCAGAAUAGAUGGUGAAAUGCCCCAGUUGUUGGCUCAUUUUGACAGUCCUGUAACCCAUAACAUGGUAACAUAACAUGUUUUGUUAUAGCAGAACAUCUUUCAAUCAGAAAUACAGUGUAUCUUUGUCAACCACAUUGUUUUCAUCUGCAUACCCAGAAAUCAAGAGCAACUUAAAAUAAUUCUGAGAGAUGAUCUUAGGCAAAUUUUUUCAUUUUUAUGUUUUUUUGUUGUUUAUUUUUUCUUGGCAAAACAGCGAUCAUUGCAAUGCAUUCUCUCCUCAAUUGGGAAACAAUUUUUAAAAUCUGAUUAUUACUCCCUCAGAAUUCAGGAUCAUUAAACUUGUACUCGCACCUCGUUUUCUAAGGGUGUAGUGGCCACCUAAGGUUCUGCGAAUUGGAUGAAAAAAAAUUGAUUUGUUAAAAAAAAAAUAAUAACAACAACAACAGAAGAACUUGAUCUUUGUUUGUGUUUCCACUUUUCUUUGUUCUUCUCUUGUUAUAUGUGUUGUUCACUCUUUUUUUGCCAGUUUGCAGGAAAGAUAAAACUGAGAAAAGUCUGA
Stylophora pistillata is the source of this 3452-nucleotide messenger RNA. RefSeq lists its product as uncharacterized. Gene Ontology annotation, cellular component: MBF transcription complex; SBF transcription complex. Gene Ontology annotation, molecular function: protein binding; transcription regulator activity. The record is from RefSeq and is a predicted model, not a curated record. Lineage: Eukaryota; Metazoa; Cnidaria; Anthozoa; Scleractinia; Pocilloporidae.